UCGAAAAAUAUUAAAAUUUUAAAAGAAAACAUUCUGUCGAAUAAUAACUUCAUGGUUACAGCAGAAGGCAUUAAAAAAGCUCACGAUGAACGAUUUGCAUACAUAAUAAAUAUACUUGGAUUAAAUGCGUACAUCAGUAACGUAGAAAAGCAUAAAUAUUAUAUGUCGAAAGAUUCUUUUCGUACAUAUAUGAUCGCUUAUCCAAUUAGAAAGAAUUUUCCAUUCAAGAAAAAACUAACUAACACAGUAACUCGCAUGUUUGAAGCUGGAAUAUUUGAGAAAUUGUUUCCUCAAGAAGUUGAAGAUUUCCAAGAAACAUGGGAAUUCCAACCGUUGUCAAUCGAAGACAUUAAAAGUCCUUUAUUACUUAUGAGCGUUGGAUAUCUGGUGUCUUUAAUCUGCUUAAUUUUUGAAAUAAUAUUAACUAAAGUAAUUAAAAUUGUUACCUGUAAUCCUCUUUACUAACGUAAAAUCAGUAAAUAACUAUUAUAAUCAUUAU
Messenger RNA from Centruroides sculpturatus (bark scorpion), 499 nucleotides. RefSeq lists its product as uncharacterized. The record is from RefSeq and is a predicted model, not a curated record. The transcript has 2 exons. Lineage: Eukaryota; Metazoa; Arthropoda; Arachnida; Scorpiones; Buthidae. The coding region runs from base 52 to 465 and encodes 137 amino acids.